AAGGUAAUCGAGAUUUGAUUAAUUUUCUUAAAGAGAUUUUUGGAAUUUGUAAACUGAGAAUUGAGUUUUAGGUCAAUUCGCGAAUCGUUUCAAAGGGGACAGCAUCAAUGAAGGAUUCAAAAGCAUCAUCUUCAGGGGAUGAUCAUAGCUUUGCCUCUGGUGGUUAUGCCAUUAUACAGAGAGUUGAAAUCUUGAUUUCACUGAACGAAGUGACCAAGGUUAAUAAGUACCCUGAACGAGCUCACCGUGUUGAUGAAGCACUCGGUUUCAUGCACAUUGUUGGACUAACGCUGGAUCAUCCCAUAAUCCAACAACCAAGUUCUGGAAUUCCUUAUGAGUGUUUGCCUUACAAACAAUCAUUAACAUGGCUAGACUCGACCUCUGGUCUCUACAACGAUUGUUCUACUCAUAUGAUUUGGGUUGGUAAGUGAACCAGGUAGCUUGAUGGUGCCCACUUCGAGUUAUUAAGGUGAGUGAUUAGAUUGAUUGACGAUGUCGAAUGUUUGUGCUUAAGAUAUACAUAUGUGGAUGAGAUAGACUUGAUCUUGUUACAUUUUUCUUGUUAGAUUUAAUCGAUUUUGUCUCUGUAUGUAACAUUCUUUGUAGAGGGAGUUGGCCAUACUAGAAAGUGAGUUGAGAAGUGCUGGUUAGGCUUUGGUCAUUUCCGGCACAACUGGAAGGACCUCAAGGUUGUUAGCUAAAGAAAGAGGUACUCCAACU
Molecule: messenger RNA, 720 nt
Organism: Arabidopsis arenosa
Lineage: Eukaryota; Viridiplantae; Streptophyta; Magnoliopsida; Brassicales; Brassicaceae
Source: the annotation of a GenBank genome assembly